AUGCUCUUCCCACAACCCUACGUGGGCGCCUACCCCCUCAUACCGCCGCCCUCGCCAACAUCCUUCAAUAUCAACGUCACCGCCCUCGUCACACUCUUUCUACCAAACAUAAUCAUGGCCCUCUUACUUGUGCUCUUGUGCGACAUCCUGGUGCUUAUCGCGACGGUGCAGGUUUUCCGGUGCGUAAGGAAGGCGAGGAGGGAGGGGGAUAGGGAUGCGGAGGUGGAUUUGGAGGAGGGGGUGGAGUUGGAGGGGUUGAAGGUUGAGGGGGUGGGUGGGGAGGGGGAUGGGGGGAAAUGA
Messenger RNA from Mytilinidion resinicola, 300 nucleotides. RefSeq lists its product as uncharacterized. The record is from RefSeq and is a predicted model, not a curated record. The coding region runs from base 1 to 300 and encodes 99 amino acids. NCBI's taxonomy places the organism in Eukaryota, Fungi, Ascomycota, Dothideomycetes, Mytilinidiales, Mytilinidiaceae. The transcript has a single exon.